Messenger RNA from Plasmodium coatneyi, 1602 nucleotides. RefSeq lists its product as uncharacterized. The record is from RefSeq and is a predicted model, not a curated record. NCBI's taxonomy places the organism in Eukaryota, Apicomplexa, Aconoidasida, Haemosporida, Plasmodiidae. The transcript has a single exon. The coding region runs from base 1 to 1602 and encodes 533 amino acids.
AUGGAAGAAGAAAAACCGGAGGAGCCGGAGGAAGAUGAGGAAGUUACAGUAGGAAAAAAUAUCAUCCACAACAAUUUCCAGAACGUAGAUUUUCUGAGCAACUUUCACUUUCUGCUUGGUCAUAGUCGUCACCCCGUCUACCAACUGCGUGAGCACCAUUGGCCGUGUGGAGUGAAGAGUGCCUUGGGGGUAGGAACAUGUGCAGAUGAAAGAGGCACAAAUAAAAGAUGUCUAGAUGAAGGAGACACCGCCUCGAGCGAAGCGGGCCUAACACAGGCAACCCGGAAAAAUGUCCAUUCGACGAAGAAGCUUAUUAUCCAUUUGGUGCCCUCAAACAAAUCAGACCUUUACAAUUUUUUGAAAAAAAAAAAGGAACAAGUACGAAACAUUUACGGAAAAGACGAAACGUACAAGUACGAAAGUCACAUAAGUUUGACUGGGUAUUUUUUUUGUGACAACAUUUUUAUUUUCACGAAGAGUCUGUACCUUUAUUUGUUUUAUUAUGUGAAGCUUUACCACUUGUCAAGGAAGCUUUCCGUGCGGGAUUUGUUCUUUUACAUUCCGUGUCGGGUUGGAGGGUUGGCGUGUGAUGACCGCCGUUCCCUGUGGGGAGAGAAGCGCUAUAGGGAGGAGGAGCAGGACAGGGCACACUCACACCAGCAGAUGGAUUGGAAAGACUAUUCGAAACCUGCCAAAUGCAACGUCCGAGAGAAGCACAUCCUGACGACGAAGGACGGGUACGUUAUUAUCCCCAUAACGUGUGAGUGGCUAAAAAAGAUUUUCGAGAAUUUUCAAUUUUUAAUAAAAAAUGACAGCUUCUCAUCGUGCAGGAAGCACAGCCAAGGUGGAAGGGACAAGUCCUCCAGAAGACACUUGCGAAAGCGUCCCGCGGGUAAGGAGGAGGAUGGUCACUUCGUUGGUGCAAAGGGUAGGAGGUACCGGGUCGAAGAAGAGCAGUCUGGGGAGCUUCCAUUAAGGAUACAUUCUCAGGGGGAGAACUUUACAGGGGUGAGAAGUCCUUGUUUAAAGGAGGAAUGUCCCACGACAUGUGAAAGUGGGGACACGCCUCUAGCGCAACAUAACGGCAAUGAACCAGUUCAAGAUUCGUGUGUAAGACCGGCCAAAGCACGGUGCAGUGUGAGCAGUGUUAGUACCUCCGCCAGCAGUGGGGACUUGGGACUGUGUAGCGAGGUCACGCAAGUGAGUGAUAACUCCCCUCCGAUGAACCCCACCGUUUGUGAAAAGAAGAACCCACCACGCAGCAACACAAUCAGCAGAAGCAGUAGAAGCAGUUGGGACAAUAAGAUAAAGUACCGGUACAACAACGCCAAGGUGCGCUUGCUCGAGUUCCGCGUAAAGAACUGCAACCAUAUUUCCCUCGCUUCGAACCGCAAGAACCAGGAAAUUCAAAACGAGAUUGCCCACAUGUAUAGAGACAUGAAAUACUACUUCUCUAACUGCACGUGGGAUAUGGUGAUGUUCGAGUGCGUGGAGGAGGGAGACAACACGCAUAUCACAAAUGGGAACGCAAGUGAAAGCUCACCACGUGGUAACCCUCACUUGAAUGAAAUUUUCCGCUUCCGCAAUUUCGCCAUCUCGUGA